Sitodiplosis mosellana (orange wheat blossom midge) is the source of this 5770-nucleotide messenger RNA. RefSeq names its product phosphoribosylformylglycinamidine synthase (gene Pfas). Gene Ontology annotation, molecular function: phosphoribosylformylglycinamidine synthase activity. Gene Ontology annotation, biological process: 'de novo' IMP biosynthetic process. The transcript has 7 exons. The record is from RefSeq and is a predicted model, not a curated record. Bases 1514 to 5644 code for a protein of 1376 amino acids. Lineage: Eukaryota; Metazoa; Arthropoda; Insecta; Diptera; Cecidomyiidae.
CUUUACACAUACGACUAAUGUGUGAUAUAAACAAAAAUAUUUUAAAGAAGAAUUAAUUAUCUCAAUCAAUUUGAAACGAGAAAAAUAUUCAUUGAAGUGUAGAAAAAUUCAAUUCACUUUUCCAUUCAUUCAAAAACUAUGCGUAUUUGUGUAAAUCCUGUAAUCAACGGCUUUGAUAACGUUUGUUCUGUUUGAAAUGCUGACUAUACUACUAUUGACCAUAUCGCGAUAUGUAUGAACACUAUUCACUGGAACACAUAUGAGCGCGCGUAUUAGAUAACGCUGGCUGAACAUGCGAUGACGAUCUUUGACGCAAGAUCACCAGAACAACUAAUAACAUCAACAUUCAUUUAUAUAAAGUGUUAAAUCCGUGCUUUGCCAAUUCCGUCGGUCUGUCAUUGGUUCUCAAUCAAUCGAGUGUAUGUAAUAUAGCACGCGGACUGUAGUAGUCAAAAUAAACCAUUAGAACAGCGUGUAAACGAAAGCCGACAAGUGGUUCUUCGUUCAGAGGUUUGGAUUAAGGCAUUUUAUUGAUUUAAUAUGGAAUUUUAUUGUGAUAUUUAGUGGUCAUUUCAACAAUAAUUGUGUGGUCAAAGACGAAUUGAUUUGUGCAAGGAAAGACAAAGUGUGCAUGGGAACGGGCAGUCGUAGUGUGUGAAAAUUUUUGAAUGAUUUUUUAGUCGCAAAUUUUUGCGAGCAACACUGAACAUUGUAUUGAAUGUUGUAAAGGGAAGGCAGCACGUGCUUCAAUGUAGCUUUUCCACAGUGCACAUGGCACAUGUAGCAUUUUUCAUUGAUAGCACCUUAAUUUCAAUCACAAGUGUGAUUGCAGUGCCAUUUUAUUUGCUUCGAUUGCAACAAAUUCACAAUUUAAUUCAGUUAUGAUUAUAUUGAGCAUGUGUUUGGACACAGUCUAAUCGCAGUUACGUAUUAAAAUUAAUGUAUAUACAAAACCAUAUUUAGCAAGUGCGUCGUCAUCCCCAAUCGCAUCACAAUAAUAUUUAUCAAUAAAAACAACCGACGCAAUGUUAUUCACAUGUUGAAGGCACGGAAUCUUAUCAAUUUAUUGGCAUGGAUUCUUUUUCGACCUCUUGGUGAUUCCGACGUAAUUGGCCAUCGCUCAAAAUUCAUAACAACAAUAUUUUUUCAAAAUAUUUCGAUUUGUUUUUCUCUCUCGCCAACCGGCGAUAACAUUUUUGACCUGCUUAAUCGCACUCGUGCACUAUUUGCUGCUAUCGCUUUACUAGGACCUCAUACUGUUCAUUGUAUUUCAGUAAGAAUUUCUCUUCUUCAUUGACAAAACGUGAAUUUGUGACAAAGAAAAUAGAAAUAAAUUGUGUUCUUUGAAUUUAAAUAGAUGAAGUUUCUUUUUUAAAAUUAUUUAAGAGUAAAGUUAAGAUUAUUUAUAGAAGUUUAUGUAAAAUAUCAACUUUUAAUCCCUUAUUUGGAGUUCAUCAGUUGACACGAAAGGAGUACGCAAUUCAAAGGGAACUUCACUGAAACAAAGUACUAAAUGGCUAUUCUAAGAUUCUAUUCUACGGAUGCAUUCCAUUCAUCCAAAUUGACUCAGAUUUUGAGCGAAUUGCAAAAGGUCAACGCAACGAUAAGCUCAUUGAAAACGGAACUAUGUUAUCACGUUGAAGUGGAUGUAUCAAAGGGUGCUUUUGGUGAAGAUAAAAUUGCCAUUUUGCAAUGGAUCCUGAAGGAGCCGCAGCAGGUGAAUGUCUUAUCACGGACAUCAGUAUGGGAUUCAGCUCUUACCAAUGGCAAUGAAUUCAUUAUUGAAAUCGGUCCAAGAUUCAACUUUUCAACGGCUGAUUCGACAAACAGUGUUAGUAUCUGUCAAAAUGCUGGAUUGCAUGAAGUAAAACGCUUAGAAAAGUCGGUUCGAUACUACGUCUCAGCGCAAAAUGCGGCAACCAAAGUAGAAAUUAAUCAAAUCGUGGAUAUUUUGGGAGAUCGUAUGACUCAAUGCCGGUACACCGACGAAAACUUGCCAAUCAAAAGUUUCGACGAGCAAUUGCCGAAGAAAACCAAGGCUGAUAACUGGUACUUGGUACCGGUCUUGUGUGAAGGACGCACCGCAUUGGAGAAGGUCAACGACGAAUUAGGUUUGGCUUUCGACAAAUGGGAUAUGGAGUAUUAUUUACACUUGUUCAAAAAUGUGUUGGGUCGUGAUCCAACCAGUGUGGAAUUAUUUGAUUUGGCACAGAGUAACAGCGAACAUUCACGCCAUUGGUUCUUCAAAGGAAAGAUGAUUAUCGAUGGGGUGACACAUGAAAAAUCUCUGAUUCAUCUAAUCAUCGAAACGCAGAAGAAUACCAACCAAAAUAAUACCAUUAAAUUCAGCGAUAACAGCAGUGCAAUCAUUGGAUUCAAACACAAGGCCGUGCGACCGGUGAUUAAAACCACGAACAAUUCGUACGAUGCCAAUGAAAUCAGUAUUGUGGACGUCGAAUCAGAUUUGAUUUUCACAGCUGAGACACACAACAUGCCAACGGCUGUUGCUCCAUUUUCAGGAGCCACAACGGGAACAGGCGGUCGUCUGCGUGAUGUUCAAGGCGUCGGCAGAGGCGGUUUAACCAUUGCUGGCACAGCUGGAUACUGCGUUGGCAACUUGAACAUUCCAAAUUAUGAUUUGCCAUAUGAAUCGAAAACCGAUGAGUACCCACCAUCAUUUGCAUCGCCGUUGAAGAUCCUUAUCGAAGCAUCAAAUGGCGCCUCUGACUACGGUAACAAAUUCGGUGAACCACUUAUCUCUGGUUUUGCCAUGACCUACGGUGUAACAAGCAAAGCAACGAAUCAACGUGAAGAAUACGUCAAACCGAUCAUGUUCAGCGGUGGUCUCGGCACAAUGGAUGCAUGUCAUCGCAAGAAAAUCGAUCCAUCCCGUGGAAACUUAUUGGCGAAAAUCGGUGGCCCUGUUUAUCGCAUCGGUGUUGGUGGUGGAGCUGCUAGUUCUGUCGAAGUACAGGGUGACAACAAUGCCGAAUUGGACUUCAACGCCGUUCAGCGUGGUGAUGCUGAAAUGGAGAACAAAUUGAACCGCGUUGUUCGUGCUUGUAUCGAAUUGGGUGAUCGCAAUCCAAUUUUGGCUAUUCACGAUCAAGGUGCUGGCGGCAACGGCAAUGUUUUAAAAGAAUUGGUUGAGCCUGGCUACGCCGGAGCUGUAAUUUUCACCAAAGAAUUCCAAUUGGGUGAUCCAACCAUAAAUGUGCUCGAGUUGUGGGGCGCUGAAUACCAAGAAAACGAUGCAAUUUUGUGCAAACCAGAGGACAGACCAUUGCUUGAAGCAAUUUGCGCACGUGAACGAUGUCCAAUUUCAUUUGCCGGUGUUGUCACUGGCGAUGGCUAUGUAACACUGAUCGAAUCAGAGGCUAAUUUCGAAAAAUACUUGAAUGAAACGGCUCAAAAGCGUCAACGCACCGCCAAAACUACGGUUCCAUUCGAUAUGCACCUCAAGGAUAUUCUGGGUGAAAUGCCACGCAAGGAAUAUCACUUCAAAACUGAUAAAAAGAAUUUGCUACCACUUGAGCUGGACUUCUUGGGCAAAUCCGAUUUGAGCGAACCGUUGAAACGCGUUUUGAGCUUGGUUGGCGUUGGUAGCAAACGAUUUUUAACCAACAAAGUCGAUCGAUGUGUUACUGGUUUAAUUGCUCAACAACAAUGUGUCGGACCAUUGCAUACACCACUCGCCGAUUUUGCAUGCACAACCGUUUCACACGUUACACACCAGGGAAUUGCCACUUCGAUCGGUAUGCAACCAACAAAAGGAGUCAUUUCAGCUGCAGCCAAUGCUCGUAUGUCAGUUGCAGAGGCUAUUUCGAAUUUGGCCUUCGUUAAAGUCAGCGAAUUGGCCGAUGUUAAAUGCUCGGGUAAUUGGAUGUGGGCAGCUAAACUGCCUGGAGAAGGAGCUAAAAUGUACGAAGCUUGUCAAGCCAUGUGCAGCAUUAUGUCGGAUUUGAAUAUUGCCGUUGACGGUGGCAAAGAUUCACUUUCGAUGGCCGCUAGAGUUAAAGGCGACACCAUCAAAUCACCGGGAACAUUGGUCAUUUCAACAUAUGCUCCGUGCCCUGAUGUACGUGUUAAAGUGACACCGGACUUCAAAUCUCCAGCUUUGCUCAAGAACGGUGAAAUCGUUUGGGUGAACAUUGAAAAUCGUUUCCGUUUGGGUGGUUCAGCACUGGGUCAAGCAUAUGGUCAAGAAGGUAACGACACACCAGACAUCUCGAAGCCCGAAAUACUCAAAAAGGCUUUUAAUGUUACUCAAUCACUGUUGGCCGAAAAGAAACUGCUUGCCGGUCAUGACAUCAGUGAUGGUGGUUUGGUUGUUUCAUUGCUCGAAAUGGCAUUCGGUGGAUUGUGUGGUUUCAAUGUUAAUUUAACGGAAGCCAUUCGUAAAAUUGGCCUCAAAAACUUUGUCACAAACAAUGUAACUGAGGCAAAUGCAGCAGUAGUCGCUUUGUUUGCCGAAGAAACCGGUUGGUUGCUUGAAGUUGCAUCGGAAAAUCUCAGCGCUGUGUUGCAAUCAUUCCAAAAGGCGGGAGUUCCAGUCUAUCACAUCGGUCAAUCGACUGGAAAUGGCAUUCAUUCCGAAGUACACAUCACAUACGAAAAGAGUUUAUUGCUCGAAGGACAAGCUCUCACCUACUUCAAGCAAUGGGAACGAACAAGUUUCGAAUUGGAGAAAUUGCAAACAAAUGCUGACUGUGCCAUCGAAGAAUACGGCACAUACGAUUUCCGCACUGGACCCCAAUAUAAAUGCAUCGUCGAUCCAGACGAAUAUGCCAAGCUGUUGAAGAGUCCAACCAAUAAGAAUAUUGUUGUGGCUGUCAUUCGUGAAGAAGGUACAAAUGGAGAUCGUGAAAUGAUUGCCUCAUUAUUGGACUCAAACUUCACCGUUCACGAUGUCGUAAUGAAUGAUUUGUUGCAGGGAAAAGUGACAUUGGAUCGUUACCGUGGCGUUGUGUUCCCAGGUGGUUUCAGCUACGCCGACACAUUGGGUUCGGCUAAAGGAUGGUCUGCAAGCAUAAUUUACAACGAAUCACUUCGUCGUCAAUUCUUGCAUUUCAAGAACCGUAAAGACACAUUCUCAUUAGGUGUGUGCAACGGUUGUCAAUUGAUGAGCCUGUUGGGAUGGGUUGGAGUUGCACAACCGAAAAUCGAUGAUGCCAACAAAGGUGUUAUUGCCGUACCAGACGUUGCAUUGCUCGAAAAUAAGUCGGAGCGCUUUGAAUGCCGUUGGUCUACACUGAAAAUUGAAUCAAGCCACGCAAUCAUGUUGAACAACAUGCAGGGAGCCGUGCUUGGUUGCUGGAUUGCCCAUCACGAGGGACGAUUUGCAUUCAAAUCAAAUGAAAUUCUCAACGAAUUGCUUAACAAGAACUGUGCACCGAUUCGUUAUGUUGACGAUAAGGGACAAGCAACCGAAACAUAUCCGAUGAAUCCAAACGGUAGUGCACAGGGUAUUGCUGCACUCUGUUCAUUAGAUGGAAGACAUUUGGCGAUGAUGCCGCAUCCAGAGCGUUGUACACAAAUGUGGCAAUGGCCAUAUGUUUCGCCAACAUUUGAAUGCAACGAAGCAAAACGAUCGCCAUGGCAAAUUAUGUUUGACAACGCUUUUAACUGGUGCUACGAAAACUAAUAAACUACACACAAAAACACACAUUUUCUACAAAAAUUCAUAUGUUACUUUUAGUAUGCCAUUAAAUAUUUUGGUUAUAAAAAUCUCUUUUUUCCACUGAAAUAAAAUACUAAUAAAAUUACUGAA